GUGUAUAAAAUAAAUAAAUAAAACAAGCUGUCUUUGAGAUUUAAUACUGAAGUUGUGUUAAGCAAAUUAUUAUUUAUUAAUAUGGCUUAUGAACCAAUUCCCGAACAAAUUGGAGAUAUCAAUUUGAAUAAUUAUUAUCUUGACCAUCAAACUUACAAUAAAGCUGUAUACGUUCAUAAGAAAUACUUACCAAAGGGUAAAUGUUAUAGAAAAUAUUCAGAAAUUUAUAACAAUUUUACUAAACAUGAUACAUUAGAGAAAACUCAACAGUUUCCUGGACAUGAUAGCCAAAAAGAAUUUAAUGAAAAGAGAAAAAAUAAAAACUUACACGACGAAUCAGUGUUAGCACAAACGGUAAAGUUUGCACAAGAUUUAGCCCCGAAAAUAAUACCUCCAAGUAGAGAGUUUUCUCCUACACCAGUUGUUUACACUAUAAAAACGUCUAAGAAAUCUGGGAAGAAGAUUUCAAAGUGUUCCAGUCCACGAGAAAAUGAUUUAAUGCCUGAUAUACAUAAAUCUAAAGAUACGAAACAUACUAAGAAAGAUAAGAUACUUGUUACGAAAGAAGAAGUAAGUCAAAGUACACAGGAUAAUACAUCCGAUGAUUUCCAAACGAAUCAAAGCUCCUCACUAUCACUUUCCGAAGUCUAUGAAAAUAAAUUGAAUAAAACAACACGGAAUCAAAGAAAACGUAAACAGGAAUAUGAAUCUAAAAUGGAUAUUUCAAACAUCAUGGAAGGAAUUACUACUGCAUUAGAUUGUAAUAAUAAUAAAAUAAAAAUUCACGUAAUGAACGAGGAAGAAAGGAAUAUAUUAUAUGAAAGUAUAAGAGAUCCGAUUGUGAACUCUAUUAAAGAAUAUUUAAAUGAAAUUAAAAAUCCAUCAGGAAUAGCUGCAGAAAUGCAAAUUAUAUCACAAACAUUAGCAUGUAAUAUGGAAAAAUUGGAUUACGCGAUACAUACACUUGAGAAGAUAGAAAGAAAGAUCACAGAUUAUGGUGACAAAAAGACAAGAGUUAUCAUGUCUCCUAAACCAAUAUCAUCUAAAGCAUCAAGAUUAGAAGAAUUAGCAGAAGAUAUGCCUGAUGAUAGAGAUUUGCCAGAAGAAGAAUACGAAACAGCAGCUUAUAAGAAGACAAUGGUUAGUAGAAGUGCGGUUGUAGCAAUGAGUCCAAAUGAAUAUAGGACAAAUAGAAUGUCUGAUAACAACGAUCAUGGUGAAAAUGGACCAGUACAGGUGAAUGUUACAUACAGUCAAUUGGAAUCUAAACAAGAACGCCCUAAUAGAAUUCCAGCCAGAUUUUGCUGGACAGAUGGCAACAGAAAUAAUUAGAAAAGGUUCCAUAACUUUUAUCUUUGACUUUUGUAGCAUACAUUUUAGUUUUAAAUUUACUAGAUUUUUCUGUUAGUUUUAUAUUUUUUAUUGUAUGUUAUU
This is a messenger RNA of Papilio xuthus (Asian swallowtail), 1434 nucleotides long. RefSeq lists its product as uncharacterized. The coding region runs from base 82 to 1332 and encodes 416 amino acids. The record is from RefSeq and is a predicted model, not a curated record. NCBI's taxonomy places the organism in Eukaryota, Metazoa, Arthropoda, Insecta, Lepidoptera, Papilionidae. The transcript is spliced from 2 exons.